AUGCUUUGGAUGAUUCGCUUGCUCGCCGUGGCCAACCUGGCCCUGGCCCUGCCAAAGGCACUUUUACAUCCAGCUCGGGAUCACGGUGGACUUGCAGCGAGACAAGCCAGCCCAAGCAGAACUCCAUCACCGAAUGUUGUAACUCACUGGUCCACCAAAGUUGUCAAGUCCACUUAUACCAUAACCCCUACGUCUACUCCUAUUCCUACUUCCGCUGUCGCCUCUACUCCUCACUCAAGCAUCCCACCGCCGGCCAACCCUGCUGUGCACUAUAUCACUGUCACUGUGACUGACCCUGUCUAUCAAACCAUCACCGUAGUCGCGGGUCAAGCAGUCGAAACUAUCUAUGAAACGGUGACUACGCGAGUGGCCGCGGAAACAUACCAUAUCGUGGUGAUGUACAUCACGAGUAUCAAGACAGUGGUCUUGCCAACAGCAACACGGACAAUAUUCGGCACAGGGGCAUCAAGUGUACUGACUCCCGCUAAAAGAUUUGCCCAGCGAUGGACUCGGACCUUGCCACCUUUUACAAAAGUCCCUCCAAUAACACAACCUUCUUCGAUUGUUACCUCUCAAGCGCACAUACCAAUCAUUCCUACCCAUUCUCCAAUUUACGAUACUGAUACUAAUACGACACCAACUACUGCUCCACCGACGACGCGGCAUUAUUCCACAACGACUAAAACGGCUACACCUCCAGUAAUAUCGACAGUUUACACAACAGUGAGACCAACCAUUGUGCAGACAGUGAGGCAGGCAAACUCAUCGACAAUCUCUUCAAUAGUUACUGUAACUGUGACCGAAACCACAGGAACGACCACGGUUAGGUCUACAUCUCCUAUUGCCGUUACACUGACCGAUUACGCCGUGGUAGGGAUUUAUCCUACUGGAGGUUACCCAGUCACCAGCAUUGUCUCUUCUCCUGUGAACAAGUUACGGUAUUUCUGA
Messenger RNA from Talaromyces rugulosus, 948 nucleotides. RefSeq lists its product as uncharacterized. Lineage: Eukaryota; Fungi; Ascomycota; Eurotiomycetes; Eurotiales; Trichocomaceae. The coding region runs from base 1 to 948 and encodes 315 amino acids. The transcript is spliced from 2 exons. The record is from RefSeq and is a predicted model, not a curated record.